Messenger RNA from Lentinula edodes (shiitake mushroom), 336 nucleotides. RefSeq lists its product as uncharacterized. The transcript is spliced from 2 exons. The record is from RefSeq and is a predicted model, not a curated record. The annotation marks the transcript as partial. Lineage: Eukaryota; Fungi; Basidiomycota; Agaricomycetes; Agaricales; Omphalotaceae.
UUCGUUCACCAGCUAUCUUGUAGUCAACUAUCACGAUGGCCAGCAAGAAAAGUCCUACACCCAAGAGCCCAACAACUCCGUCUGCCGCUUCUCGUAUCCAGUCUACGCAGGCCAAGGCAGGCAAUGACACUGGAAAGAGCUCAUUCCCUGCUCGUGUUCAAUCCGCCGCUGCCACAAACGUCAACAAGGGCGCCACUGGGGAUGCACCAGCUAGUACUGGUGCAGGGAAGGGAGGUCGGAAAUCCCCUAGCAAAGGGGCUCGGAAGUAGCGGAUGUCCACUUCUGGGUCUUACGACUGUAUCGCAUGUGAAAGCAAAACGCUUGGUAGUGGACUAA